CAGAUACGUGUCAAAGAUCUUCAUGUCAUCUUGAAUUCACAAAUUUUCCUCCCACCCAAAAUACCCUAUUGGAAAUCUUUCACUAGGCAAUUUUUUGUUUUGAGUCGGAAUUUAAGCUUAAUUCGCGGCUCUCAUCUCAGCCAAUAAUGCCUCCUUUCCCAGACUUCGCAAACUCCACCCUCUUCCCCACCUUCGCCUCCCUGCCCCUCGCCACAGACGAUGUCCCUCCUGACACACCUCCCUACCACCUAAUAGGCACCGUCUCCGAGAACAUGACCCUCUCCACCUCCCCAACAUUCAUCUGCAAAGACCCCUCCGGUAGCCCUUUCGCACUCACGCUCCGCAUCCCAGCUGCCUUGGUCAAGGCGGGAGUGCAAGGUGGUGGGUACGAUGUGAGUGGGUUUAAGAAGGGGUUUGCUGUUGUGGUGCCUGGCGCGAGGAGGAGUGGGGUUAGUGAGGGGAAGCAGGGGUUUGUUGAGGUUCCGGUUGGUGAGGUGAAGAUUAUCCCUGCUAGUGUGAAGAAGUUGAUUGAGAUGGGGGAUAAGGAGAAGGUGGUUGGGAGGAAGAGGAGUGAGAGGGAAGGGAGGGAGUGCUGCCAAGCUUGUGGAAAGGAGAUGGAGGCGGGGAAGUUGUCGAGGUGUAAGGGGUGCGAGUCGGUUUGGUAUUGUGAUAAGAAUUGUCAAAUGCUGGGCUGGAGUGAGAAGGGUCAUAAAGGCGAGUGUAAAGUGUAUAGGGCAGUGAACUCAGCUUUUCCAGAUAGAGGCAGGUUAGCUUGAUGGAGAAUUAUGUCGCAGCGUGCACUUGAGAUAUCAACAAUGGGAUUCAGCCUUAGGAAGAAAACAACAAUCAAUUUUGGAGACAUCUGUGUUGAACAGACAUCUGUGUUGAACAGACAUCUGUGUUGAACAGACAUCAAGUCGAAGCCAAUGUUCAAAGGCCAAGUCAAAACGCACCGCAAU
Molecule: messenger RNA, 959 nt
Organism: Hyaloscypha bicolor E
Lineage: Eukaryota; Fungi; Ascomycota; Leotiomycetes; Helotiales; Hyaloscyphaceae
Exons: 4
Coding region: 147-776 (209 amino acids)
Source: RefSeq, a predicted model, not a curated record